Molecule: messenger RNA, 4404 nt
Organism: Drosophila pseudoobscura
Lineage: Eukaryota; Metazoa; Arthropoda; Insecta; Diptera; Drosophilidae
Gene: vvl
Product: ventral veins lacking
Exons: 1
Biological process (GO): regulation of transcription by RNA polymerase II
Molecular function (GO): RNA polymerase II cis-regulatory region sequence-specific DNA binding; DNA-binding transcription factor activity, RNA polymerase II-specific
Source: RefSeq, a predicted model, not a curated record
GAGAGCCGCGCUCAACGUAGCGCUGCCGCGCGAGACAUGACGGUUAGUUCACUUCGAUAGCUCUACGAGUCUGCACGUGAAUUUUCCCUGGUCUCUCUUGUCCGAUUCUGUGUGUCAUGUCUGUGUUUUGAAAUUUCUCAAUCAAAUCUCUCAGCCAAAAGCAAAAGCAAAAGAAUCUCAAAUCGGAAUCGGAAACGGGAACAUCAUCGGAAUCUGACAAUCAGAGUACUUUUUUAUCUGUGACUUGAGACCAACCAGCAACCAGUAACCAGUAACCAGCAACCAGCAAUAGCAAUAGCAUUCAGCACUCAUUAGCAACAUCGUCCCAGAGCCUUGCUAUGAUCUGAAAAAAAAGCGAAUUUCCCCGCAAACCGAAUACUAUUUUUUAUUGGCCCACGAAAAGUGCCAAGUGUUUAAAAAGUGCUAUUAAAAUAUAUUACAACCACAACCACAACAACCACAACAACAACAACAACAAAACAUAAAAUAAAUAAUAAAAAGAUCCCAGAGAUCCUAUCGAGUAGAUAAAUUUUGAAUUAAAAAAUAUUCAAAGAUUUACGAUCCAUCAUCGAUCCAUUCGCCGCGUUGACGUUGCCGCUGACGUUGCCGUCGGAAUUUUCGAGGGCCGCGAAAAUUGAAGACUUGUUGAGCGCCAGACGCUGCUGGAGAGGAGAGGAGUCGCCGCUGUCGCCGCCGCUGCCACUGCCACUGGAGGUGCCACACCAUCGCCCAGUGUCGCCGUCGCCGUCGGUGCCAUCGUCGCCCCUCGUCGCCAAUUGGAAUAUUUUUGCGCCUGCCACGUACCCCGUAAAAGACUUCAAGACGGUUGCCUCACGGUUCGAGUGGAAUGAGCAUAGGGACACUGGUCUUCCUUUCGAUCGAUCGGUGUACAAAGUCGUUAAACUGAGCCCCAACUUGGAGCCCUACCCCGCCAGCGUGGAGGGCCUGAACAGCCCCAGAGCGGUGGGGAUGGCCGCAACAUCGUAUAUGACGCCGCCCAGCGGUGAUCUUGACAUGGCCCUCGGUGGCGGCGGCGGAGGCGGUGGCUAUCACACAUCUUCGCCCCGCUCGGCCGCCGAUGCCGGCGAGAUGAAGUACAUGCAACACCAUCAUCAUCAUCAUGCAGCAGCCGCAGCGGCAGCCAGUGCCCAUCACCAGUUGCCCUCCUCCCCGUCGCCCAAUGGCCAGGGAAACGGCGGCGGCGGAGGCCUGGGCGGAUUGGGUCCCGGUUCCGGUCUGGGCUCGUGGAGCGCCUUGCAUCCCGAUCCGUGGUCGCUGCCCACACACCACACGCACCACCAUCCCGCCGCCGCAGCUGUGGCCUCGGCAGCGGACACCGUCAAGCAGGAGAUGUCCCAGCAUCUGUCGCAGCAGACACGCAUCCAGCAGGGCAUGGCCUCGCCCUCGCCCCAUGCCGCCUGGCAUGCCCCACACGCCGGCCACUACGCCCCGACUGGCGGCUCCCCGUUGCAGUACCACCACGCAAUGAAUGGGAUGUUGCACCAUCCGGCACAUGCGGCGGCGGCCGCGCACCACCAGAGUGUGGCGCCACUGCAUCAUGCACUGAGGGGGGAGUCCCCCCAGCUGCAUAUCCAUGCACAUCACAUGGGCGGCGGCGACCGGGACGCCAUCAGCGGUGGCGAGGAGGACACCCCCACAUCCGACGAUUUGGAGGCAUUCGCAAAGCAGUUCAAGCAGCGAAGGAUCAAGCUCGGGUUCACACAGGCGGACGUGGGCCUGGCACUGGGCACCCUCUACGGGAACGUCUUCUCCCAGACGACCAUCUGCCGCUUCGAGGCGCUGCAGCUGAGCUUCAAGAACAUGUGCAAGCUGAAGCCGCUGCUGCAGAAGUGGCUGGAGGAGGCAGACUCCACAACGGGAUCGCCCACAUCCAUUGACAAGAUCGCCGCCCAGGGGCGGAAGCGCAAGAAACGCACCAGCAUCGAGGUGAGCGUGAAGGGUGCCCUCGAGCAGCAUUUCCACAAGCAGCCGAAGCCAUCGGCACAGGAGAUCUCCUCGCUGGCGGACUCGCUGCAGCUGGAGAAGGAGGUGGUCCGCGUGUGGUUCUGCAAUCGCCGGCAAAAGGAGAAGCGGAUGACGCCGCCCAAUACCCUCGGUGGGGAUAUGAUGGACGGAAUGCCGCCGGGGCACAUGCACCAUGGGGGCUACCACCCACACCACGAUAUGCACGGCAGCCCCAUGGGCACCCAUUCGCACUCGCACAGCCCCCCGAUGCUCAGUCCCCAGAAUAUGCAAUCGGCGUCGGUAGCCGCUCACCAGUUGGCGGCUCACUAGCAAUCAGAAAUCCAGGAGUCGAACUCAGCUGCAGCUGCGUCCACUCCUGCAUCCCUCAAUAGUCUUAGCCAACAGCAACAACAACAGCAACAGCAGCAACAGCAGCAGCAACAGCAGCAGCAGCAACAACAGCAGCAGCAGCAGCAAGUGUUGCAACAUCAGCAGCAGCAUACACCGAACACACCGUCGUCGAGUGUGGGAUCAUCGGCAACGAUGACCAGCCAGGUAAUGUCGCCGCAGAGUCCGCUGGGCAGCUCCUCCGCUGGCAAUCAGACUAGCAACAAUAACAACAACAGCACCACCAACAACAAUAAUAAUAAUAACAACAACAACAACACGGAGGAGCAGGUGAAACACCACCAACAACAGCAGCAGCAGCAACAGCAGCAGCAGCAACAGCAACAACAGGCCUCCAGCAUAGCAGCCGCUGCAGCAGCCGCCAUGUACAUGGAUCCCAUGCGCUACCAGCAUCCGCAUCAUCCCCAUCCGCACCAGCAUCCGCACCUGAAUCCCGCCCACCAUCCGCAUCUGUUCCAUACGAGCGACCAGCUGCAGCAUACCCAUGCCCAGCACUUGCAACAGGCGGCCGCAGGCGUCGCCUCCUCGGGGGGCAGCAGUUCCCAGCUCUCGCCCGGAGCCGGCAGCAACAGUGGCCUGCCGCUGCAGCCGCCGAGUGCGGCAUCGCCGGGCUCCGCCUCGAGUGUCCUAGGGGGGCAUCUCAAUCUGAAUGCCCAUUCGGCGGCGGCGUUGCAUCAGCACCACCACUACCAGCACCACCAUCACCAGCAGCACCACCACCACCAGCAGCAGCAGCAGCAGCUGCACGCACGCCGCCUCUUCGAGCUGAGCCUCCAGUUUGGGGCCGCCGCAGCGCCCGGUGCAGUGCGUCACUUCAAUAGCUUUGGCGGUGCGGGCGGCGCCGGUGGGGAAUAGCAUUCGUCGGCCGCCUGGUUUGGCUACGAGUCCUCCUAGGAUUCGGUGUCGAACGGGUGGCCGCAUUUCAAGCGUGAGCCGCAGCCGUAGGAAUCAGCUAUAGAAAUCGGGAAAUAUAUAUAGAAUACAUCUAGUAGAAGGAAGGAAGACGGAUCUAGGGGAAAAAUUCUCAAUAUUUUUUUUUUACCAGUGCAUUAAUCUGUGUUAAAACUUCAGCUAAAAGGAGGAGCAGAAAGCAGAAAGCAGGAAGCAGGGAUUCAUUUUUGAGGAGAGAAGGAGCUGCCAUCCACAAACAAUUUUUUUUUUAAAGUUUAAAAAACUUGAAUUAAAUCAAAUUAACUAAAUUUUUUCAUACAUAUGUACAUAUAUGUAAUGAAACUACACGCAAUUCAAAUCAAACGUGAAACCAAGUGAUGUUGUUUUAAAAUUUAAAUAAACUAAAAACUAAAAAUUAAAAACUAAAUGACGGAAGAACGGAAUGGAAGGAAAAAAAACAAAACUAGUUAAAAGUGCGACUCGAGUGUUAAAAAACCAAAAAAGAAAAAAUCAAAUUCCUCAGCUGCUCUCCAAAAGCAACAAAAGGUAAAUCCAAACACAGUCCACAGAUACUUUUUUUUUUUACUAUAUACUGUGGCGCGGUUUAAAGAUACAAGAAACACCACACAACACGAAACACGAUCGAAUGUUCUAGCUAGGGUUUAAGGUUCUUAAAAGCAAGCCCCGUGUUUAUAUAUAUUAUAUAUAUAUAGCCAGUAGAUUGUACUCUAAAAACAAAAACAAAAACCACAACAACCAUCUUUAUAAUCGAAUAAAAAACGUAGAAUUUAACGCGCGGCGAAACAGAACGAACGAUGAAUCGAAUCGAAUCGAAGAAUCCCCCAAAAAAUUAAAAAAACAACCAUCUGUAAAUAAAAUGGAAAACAACUUAAAGUUAAGUCAUAUUUCUUAGCUUUAAAUGCAAUUGUAGAAUUUUUUUUUUUAAUAAACAAAAAAAAACUUUGAAAAACCAUAUGAAAUAAAUACAACAAACAUUUAUAAAAUAUACAAAUUGUACGAGUAAUUUCUAGGCGGUAAUUUUUAACGUGAAUUUUAGUUACUUAGUACAGUACUCUCUCUCUAUAAGCAAGAAACCCCCAGAAAUAUAGCUAAAUCUUAAAAACUAAAUAAUCGAAUAAU